AUGGACGUGAAGAAGGAUGGAGGAGGAGGAGGAGGGGGGUCGUCUGCCCCCCCCACCUGCCACAGGAGCAUCCUCAUAGUCUGCCUCCUCUUCUUUCUUAUUAUAGGAGUCUUUGUAGGCCUCGUUAUUGCGUACCUGGUGCAGGAGCCUCAUCAUUUCAUGGAGACGGUGGAGCUCAAAGGUCUGAAGUACAGCACGGCUCUCCAGGAUGGGCGCUCUGCUUUCUCCAUUAUCCUGUCCUCAGUCUUAAAGAGCAAGAUUAAGGACAUCUUCAGAGCUUCUUCCAUCUCUCAUCACUACGACGGCUGCACCAUCGUGGCCUUUGGUAACAUCAACGGGGACGUGAUGGUGACCUUCAGGCUGGUCUUCAGCGUCUCUAAAAUCCAGCAGUAUUCAGACAACUUUGUCCGAGACCUGCUGAGAGCCGGACUCAGCUCUGUGAUGCACGGGAAACCUCUGGAGGUGCCGGGCUCUGGACAGGUCGACGCCAUCUUCCUGCUAGGAGCCACUGGGAAGUCAUUUUACGCUAUUGGAGACGAGAAGAUGGAGUGCGACUUCACCCCAGACUGUGCAGACGAAUCCGAUGAGGCUCGGUGUGCCUGCGGCACGCGUCCGGCCAUGGGGAGCCGGGUGGUGGGGGGGGAGGACGCCCGGCAGGGGGAGCUGCCCUGGCAGGUCAGCCUGAGGUUCCAUGGCCAGCACACCUGUGGAGCCUCCAUCAUCAGCGAGCGCUGGCUGGUCAGCGCGGCCCACUGCUUUGAGAAAGAGAAUGACCCCAGAGAGUGGACGGCCCUGGUCGGGGCCAGGCUGGUGAGCGGCCAGGAGGCGGAGUCCAGACUCCUGAAGAUCAAGUCCAUCAUCGUGUCUCCGGACUACGACCACCUGACCACUGACAGCGACGUGACGGUGCUGGAGCUGGAGCAGCCGCUCACCUUCAGCUCCUACAUCCAGCCCGUGUGCAUGCCCUCCCCCGCCCACGUGUUCGCCGCCGGCCAGAGCUGCAUGGUGUCCGGCUGGGGAGCCCUGCACCAGUUCAGUGUGGUGAGCUGGGGCGUGGGCUGUGCCCAGAUCAACAAACCUGGGGUCUACUCCCGGGUGACCAGGCUCCGGAACUGGAUUUUGAAGCACACAGAUCCCCGUCUGGUCCCUUAUCAUUCCCCGUACGGGGCCGGAGCAACACCUGGACCAAGCCCCGGGCCCUCGGCCCCCGCCGGGCCCCCGGCCCCCCCCGGGCCCCCGGCCCCUGCUGGACCCUCAGCCCCCCCUCUGCUCGCCUCAAACUGCAGCGGGAACUUCCAGUGCAGCUCCUCGCUGUGCAUCAGCAAAGUCAACCCGGAGUGCGACCGCGUCCCGGACUGCCCCGGGGGGGCCGACGAGAGCAACUGUGACUGCGGCGUGCGUCCGGCUCUGGGCGCCCAGAGGAUCGUGGGGGGGGCCACGGCCCGGAGGGGGGAGUGGCCCUGGAUCGGCAGCCUGCAGCAGCAGAGGCUGCACCGCUGCGGGGCCACGCUCAUCCACAGCCGCUGGGCGCUGACCGCCGCCCACUGCCUCAGAGGGUAG
Molecule: messenger RNA, 1560 nt
Organism: Menidia menidia (Atlantic silverside)
Lineage: Eukaryota; Metazoa; Chordata; Actinopteri; Atheriniformes; Atherinopsidae
Source: the annotation of a GenBank genome assembly